Molecule: messenger RNA, 561 nt
Organism: Anolis sagrei ordinatus
Lineage: Eukaryota; Metazoa; Chordata; Lepidosauria; Squamata; Anolidae
Source: RefSeq, a predicted model, not a curated record
AUGGGAAAUGAGCAAUGCACCUAUUGCUGGGUACCUCUUGCUUUGGUAACGACAGUUAUGAUUAUUUCCUUGCUGAAAAAUAUUUCAUAUUACUUAAAAGAAAAGAAACAAAAAGAAUAUUUUCAAGGUAACACAGAUGAAGACAACCCUGAAAAUAGUCCAAGUUAUGGUGAAUUUAAUACUGAAGAAUCUCCUGUUUAUGACAACCUAAAUCACCGCCAUCUAGAAAUGCUAGACGAAAGCUGCUAUGAACCAAUGAAUGCUCAACGCAACCCCUCCACCACUGAAGUACAGCAAGUUUCUGAGCACCAGAUGUGCUAUGCUUCCUUGGAUCACAGUGUCAGAAGAAAACAGAAGAGAAACAGAAAAAAGAAACACCCUACACCAGAAAUGGAUGAAGACCACCUUACUGUCAGCAGCUCCAUGCCUUCCGACACCUGCAUUUAUCUCAACACAGAACAGCUAAAUGCUGAAACUUAACUGACUGACGAUACUCCACAUGAAGAUCCCUUCAGUGUCUUUGGCAUCACUUCCACUACAAAUGAUGCCAGGUUUCAGUAG